AUGUUGCCCCCACUGACAUUGCCUCCAAACAUGGUGUUCACACCGCCGGAAAUAUUGAUGAUCUGUGAUUGUUUCGAAUUUAAAAGUGUUGUCGGAUUUCCUUCGAAGACGAACACGCUGGAACCAAACUUGAGGAUUCACCAGAUCUUCAAGUGUCUGAAUGGCAACAUGAACACUAGUUUGAAUAUCACCUUAUGGUCCACAGAUGAAGAGACUGACAAACCACCGAACUACACCCCGCCUCCGAACUACACCCCGCCACCGAACUACACCCCGCCAUCGAACUACACCCCGCCACCGAGCUACACCCCGCCACCGAGCUACACCCCGCCACCGAACUGCACCCCGCCACCGAACUGCACCCCGCCUCCGAAAUGCACCCCGCCACCGAGCUACACCCCGCCACUGAACUACACCCCGCCUCCGAACUACGCCCCGCCUCCUAAAUACACCCCGCCACCGAACUACACCACGCCUCCAAACUACACCCCGCCACCGAGCUACACGCGCCACCCAGCUACACCCCGCCACCGAGCUACACGCGCCACCCAGCUACACCCCGCCACCGAGCUACACCCCGCCACCGAACUACACCCCGCCUCCGAACUACACCCUGCCAUCGAACUACACCCCGCCACCGAACUACACCCGGCCAUCGAGCUACACCCCGCCACCGAGCUACACCCCGCCUCCGAAAUACACCCCGCCACCGAGCUACACUCCGCCACCGAACUACACCCCGCCUCCGAACUACACCCCGCCACCGAGCUACACCCCGCGAGCUACACCCCGCCACCGAGUUACACUCCGCCACCGAAAUACACCCCGCCACCGAACUACACCCCGCCACCGAUCUACACCCCGCCUAUAGCGGAGAAAUAA
Molecule: messenger RNA, 882 nt
Organism: Gigantopelta aegis
Lineage: Eukaryota; Metazoa; Mollusca; Gastropoda; Neomphalida; Peltospiridae
Product: early nodulin-75-like
Exons: 3
Coding region: 1-882 (293 amino acids)
Source: RefSeq, a predicted model, not a curated record